UUUUUAGAUAUAAUUUGCAAAAAACUGGGUUUUUUUUGGGCGAAAAAUGCCUACAUUUGAAGUGAGUUUGGACCCAGAUGAGCUGUCUAUUUCUACGGAUGUCCGUGAACGGGACCGUAUUCGUCUUGAACAGGAGCUUGAGAAGGAAUUGAAUGGAUUUUCAUUUACUAGAAGCAGUUCUCGUGAGCCUAGUUCAGAUACGGUACGUCCAAACCAGAUAGAAGCGAAUCAGACGUUUUUUGCGGAUUCAUUGGAUACGAAGAGCCUUAAUAAGCAUUUCCAGGACUUUAGUAUGGGUGCUAGUGGGUCACUGGAUAGUAAUAGUAUUGAAAGAGGAGUAGGACUUCAAUUGGGGACGUCAAAUCUGAAAAACGAGUUUUCUAAGACAUAUACGGGGUCUACUAAGUCAUUUGAUCGACCUGUUGCUUUGGAUAAUUUUAUGGCGGCGAUGAAAAGUCCUCUUGAAUCUACGACCUCGGAUUACGCAGAUGUUGCAGCUAAAAUAAAACAUAUGUAUUCACCUUUUAACAAAGUUACGGAAGAUAUGGAUUUUACGUUUUCGUAUGAUAAGAAUUAUUCUAAACAGGAGAAGCCAUCACCGGAAAUGAUGAGCAAAACCAAGCUUACAUAUGCGUUAAAAAAGACAGAAUUAUCGAAUAUACCGAUUGUUGAGAGAGAUAGGAAUAUAAUGACUCCUCCGGCUUUUACGAAAACGAAAUCUCCUGUUUUUCAGCGUUUUCGUCGUGCAUCUAUUGUAAAUAAUGAGAACAUUUAUUCUGAACCAAGACUGAAUAAAUCUUUCCGAAAAGGAGAGAAUAAUGGGGAAAAGAAGUUGUCUAAUCUUAAUCAUAAUAUGAAGCCAAUUCCUCGCUCGUUUAAAACAGCGUCUGGUUUAAUGCGAGAACUUGGAUUGGAUGAUCAUCAAGAAAAUAUGAGAACAGACGUUCCAUUAAACACAGAAAUGACUCAAUCAUUUCGACUUCCAGAUAUUACUGGAAUAUCUUCAUUAGUCUGCGAUGAUGUGUAUCCUAUUGUAAACAAAAUUGAAGUGAUUACUAAAGAUAACUAUAAGGAUUUAGAAUCAAUACCUAUAUCAUCUAAUGAUAAGGCUAUUUUAUUAGCUAUAAGGGAAUUGCAAAGCAAUAUAAAUGAACUUGAAGCGAGGGAGUCUGCUUCAAAAAAACGUAUUCAAAAUUUGGAAAAAGAACUUGAAAAUGCUAAACAAUUAUAUCAUGUCGAACAAAAACGAACUACAUUUGUUGAGCAAAACCAAGAAGUUAAUAAUGAUAAGAAUGCAAUUACACACCAAAGUUCUGAAACACAUGAUCGUGAGAAACUUUCUUAUACAAUGGAACGUAUGAGGUUGAAAAAUGAUAUUUCUUCCUUAAAAGCUCAGGUGGAAAGUCUUGAGCGUGAACUUAGUAUUAGCAAAUCCAAGAUAGAUGAUAUUAGAGAAAAAAAGAAUGAAGUUUCGAAGAAGUUAGCAGAAGCAUUGUCUAAAAUUGAUCAUUUAAAAUUAGAAAAUAAAAAAUUAAUUGGGGAAAUUGAAGAUUUAAGAAAAACACACAAGAUAAAAACGGCUUCUGAAAAUGUUAAAAAGAAGAAGGCCUCUGAAUUUUGUUUAAAGUCGCCAUUAGAAGAGAAGAAUGGUUCAACAAAAGUUUUACUACAAUCAGAUAGUAACGAAACAGAUGACGAAAUAUCAAAAGAACACGAAUCAUGUUCUACAGAGACUGAUGAGGAAGAAAUUGACGAAUUACCCAAAUCUUUACAUAAAACAAAAAAAAGCCAGUCUUCAAAAGCACUUCGAACCACUAAAAAUAAUCAUUCCAUUCCUAUUGUUUCUUCCAAGAGUUCUAAAAAAAAGAAUAAGCAGGAAUCUAAAAAGUCUUCUAAGAAAUUAAAAUCAAAUUCUCAAAAUCCAUCAAAAAAACGUCAAAUUCAUCCUGAUAUAAUCGAAGAAACAGACAGUACUGAUGAUACUUCUGAAUAUGAUUAUAGCAGGGAAUAUUCAUCUAAUGAUGAUGAUUUAUUAAACCAAGAACCUCCAUGGAUACAUGUUGAAAAUAAGUUGAAGACAAAAUUAAGUAAAUCAAGACAAAUAUAUGAAGACGAAUUUAAAGGAAACGCCCGUUCAAAAGCCUAUGUAGAUGUAAAUGCUCAAAAAAUUAUUGAAGAACUUGAUUGUCACAAUCCUGUAAGUUGUUCUGUUUGUACUCGCAGAAGGCAGAAAGGAAUUCUAUCUGAAAAAAAUAAAGAUCUAUUAUCUUAUUCUGCAAAAUCAAAGCAGUUGGAUAAUAUAUUUGAGGAAGAAAAUACGAUUAGACCUUCAAUGUCCCCAAGAAAUGCUCUUUCAAUGGUUAUAAUACAAUUAGAAGAUGAGUUUAAACAUUUGAAAUUAAAAUAUCAGGAAUUUAUUCAGUCUUAUGAAAAGGUAGAUCCUUCUGUAGGAAAGAGAAAACGAAAAGUUCUUGCUGGAAAGCUUAAGAAUAUUAUUGAAGAAUUAGAAGCAAAAGCUGAUCAAAUUUAUGCACUGUACGAUGUAGUUGAAUUGGCUAAAGAAGGUGAUGAUAUCUUAAAAAAGGUAUUGAGAAGCAGUAGGACGAGUGUCUAGUUUAUAUUACAUAUUUUUAUCUUAUUCUAUGUUUAUCUUUUUUAAAACGGUAUCAAUAA
Molecule: messenger RNA, 2673 nt
Organism: Pneumocystis carinii B80
Lineage: Eukaryota; Fungi; Ascomycota; Pneumocystomycetes; Pneumocystales; Pneumocystaceae
Exons: 7
Coding region: 47-2614 (855 amino acids)
Molecular function (GO): microtubule binding
Source: RefSeq, a predicted model, not a curated record